AUGGAAACGAAGGGAGAAAAGGGCGAGCAGCAAAAGGCGACGGACGCUCUCGCGCAGCAAAGCAACCCCGACUUGGGUUUGGACGACGACAACCGGGCGACGGCGACGCUGGAGGUGGACGCGGGGCGGGGGGAAGACAAGCGGGCGCUGUGGGAGCGGCGGCUGGCGAUAAGCGAAACCCUAAAAAAGGGUUUGCUGGAGCCGGGGGUUUACCGCGGGCAGGGCGCCCACCGGCUCUACGCCAAACCCUCGCGGGGGGCCCUCCUGGGGGCCCCCCGGGGGGCCCCCCAUGUCCGCUUGACCCUCUUUGUGGACUAUAAACCCGAACUUUGCAAAGACUUUAAAGAAACAGGGUUUUGUGGUUUUGGAGAUUGUUGCAAGUUUCUGCACGACCGGACGGACUACAAGGAGGGCUGGCAGGUCGAGCGCGAGUGGCAGCAGCAGCAGCAGAAAACCCUCGUCCGCCAAACCCUAAACCCUAAACCCUAG
Molecule: messenger RNA, 489 nt
Organism: Eimeria tenella
Lineage: Eukaryota; Apicomplexa; Conoidasida; Eucoccidiorida; Eimeriidae
Product: zinc finger (CCCH type) protein, putative
Exons: 3
Coding region: 1-489 (162 amino acids)
Biological process (GO): snoRNA splicing
Cellular component (GO): U2-type spliceosomal complex
Molecular function (GO): metal ion binding
Source: RefSeq, a predicted model, not a curated record